This is a messenger RNA of Miniopterus natalensis, 2258 nucleotides long. RefSeq names its product mediator complex subunit 28 (gene MED28). Gene Ontology annotation, cellular component: mediator complex. The record is from RefSeq and is a predicted model, not a curated record. NCBI's taxonomy places the organism in Eukaryota, Metazoa, Chordata, Mammalia, Chiroptera, Miniopteridae.
GAAAUGGCGGCUCCGCUGGGAGGUAUGUUCUCUGGGCAGCCUCCCGGACCCCCACCCCCGCCGCCGGGACUCCCGGGUCAGGCUUCGCUCCUUCAGGCCGCGCCAGGAGCUCCGAGAUCUUCUCCCAGUACCUUGGUGGAUGAGUUGGAGUCAUCUUUCGAGGCUUGCUUUGCCUCUCUGGUGAGUCAGGACUACGUCAAUGGCACGGAUCAGGAAGAAAUUCGAACUGGUGUUGAUCAGUGUAUCCAGAAAUUUCUGGAUAUUGCAAGACAAACAGAAUGUUUUUUUCUACAAAAAAGAUUGCAGCUAUCUGUCCAGAAACCAGAGCAGGUCAUCAAAGAGGAUGUCUCAGAGCUGAGGAAUGAAUUGCAGCGGAAAGAUGCUCUGGUCCAGAAGCACUUGACCAAGCUGCGGCACUGGCAGCAGGUGCUGGAGGACAUCAACGGGCAGCACAAGAAGCCAGCUGACAUCCCUCAGGGCUCCUUGGCCUACCUCGAGCAGGCGUCUGCCAACAUCCCUGCGCCUAUGAAGCAGACCUGAGUAGAAGCUGCCUGAAAGUGUCACUUCUGGGUGGCGUGACAUUUUGGGAGAACUCUGCCAGAAAACAAGAUGAUCUUAGUUGCAUGCUCCCACCUAAAAUAUUCCCCCCUAUUUUUAUAAGCUCUUAUUUUUUUUAUUACUUUAUAAAAUGUGUAGCGCUUUGGUAAACCAAGUAAAUAUGUUCGUUUUUAGCAACGUUUAAACUGUUAGUGUGAUGCCACUAACAUUCUUUUUAAAGUUUUUUUCCCCUGCUUUUUAUUUUUAAAAUUUUUGUGUAACUUUUAAUCUCUGUAUUUCUAAUUUAAGAUUAGUGUAUAUAAUUUGAGGAAAAACAGCCUGUCUGCUCUGAUCUGUGAAUCAGAGGGUGAGGAUCUGGGUUGUAGGCCUUUUUUGUUAAUCACCCCCAGUGGUGGUAGGUAAUAGCACGUAAAUUUGCCAUUUCAAGACUCUGAACUACCUCAAGAAGAGGAAUCUAAUGCAGCAAUGUCUGUAAUGCUUCCAGAGCUCUCAGAAUGAGGUAUUUUGUAAAUAGGUCAAAGAGGAUUGUUAUGUCCUAGUUUAGUGUAGAAAUAUUAUUACAGUGGGAUCCUUAAGUUGAUGUUGACUUUUAUUUGGGGUGAGUUUAUACUUUGUGUGAUAUAUGUUUACUUUUGGGGUUGGGGGGCUGCAGUAGGAGCAGUGAUGUAAAUUUUGUUUUCUUCUGCAGUGAUGAAUCAGUCUGAGUAGCAGACCCUGUUCCCAGUAGCAUGACUGGGGCAGAAGUAAAGUGUGGGGAUUCAGACUCACUGCGAUAGUCUCUUGUUUUGAGUUUUGUUUGCUUGUGUGAUUUGUGUUUUGCUUUUUUGGAGCAGGAAUUUUCCAUAAAGUAAGGUUCUUGCUAAUGGAUGUACUGAUUCCAAGGGACAGGGCCUCAGGUGGGGAGUGGCCUGCAGGGUGACCCUCAGUGACUUACUCUCCACAAAGGGCAUGUGGAGCCUCAGCGUUUGGGAAGAUGGUUUAUUCUCUCGUUGGUCACACAGCCCAAUACGAUUCUUGAUUGAUCUGCUGCUGAGAAGUACAGACUGGUGCUUGUCUGGCUCUCCCUGAACAAGGCCCUCUUUUCUUGGUUGUUUAGUCUCUGACUAGGUUACACCCCUUUACCCUAAACAAACACCCUACUGUCUUCUGAACAGGCAGUACCUCUGGGCCUUGGUGUCUUGACUCAUUUUGUUUCUCCAGGCUUGGAGGCCCCUCCCCACUCCCAUCGACGUCCACUCAUGGUGCCAUCUGGCCUGGAUGCUACCUGGUCCCUGAAGCCCCCAAAUGCCCUCCUGCAGACUCUCCACCCCACCGCAGGACACACAGGAGUUCUUGUCUCCUACCAACCUUGCUUGGUGCUCCCUCGAGGGUUAGUAAUUUGUAUCUGUCUCUGUGCCCCUCAUGAGAAUUAGGCAUCGUUUUCCUCUGAAUAUAGGGAUCAUGUAUUACUGAUCUUUUAUACAGAGUGGUACGUAUUACCCAUUUUUGUUUGUGCAUGUGUGGUAUACAGCUUGAGGUGAGUGAAUCCCCUCAAUGAACAUGCAUUAAAGCUUUGGGUUAAACAAAGCUUUUAAGAUUGUUUUUUCUCACAUUAUUUGACUUCAAGGUUGUUAACCUGGCCAUCUUGUGCUGAUUAGAAGCUCUGAUUGGCAGCUUUGGGUUUCUUCGUUAAAAAUUGAAAUAAACUGAUUAAUAAACUG